Molecule: messenger RNA, 3482 nt
Organism: Oncorhynchus masou masou (cherry salmon)
Lineage: Eukaryota; Metazoa; Chordata; Actinopteri; Salmoniformes; Salmonidae
Exons: 4
Coding region: 574-2139 (521 amino acids)
Cellular component (GO): nucleus
Source: RefSeq, a predicted model, not a curated record
UAAAUAUUCAGCGACGCUCUACGGUUUGUGUACAAUUUCAAGCUUGACGGAAGGGUUACGUUUAGGACAAUUGCAUCAAAUGUGUCAUUGUUUUGUUUUAUAAUCGUGAGAAUUCCCUCGAUCCUCUAUUUACUCAAGUCUAUCUGCACAUCUCUGUUGAUGGGUACUGUCAUAUAGUUGUUUUUGCACUAACAUAAAGGAAUUUAAAUGAUAGUUUUCAGAGAGAGUACAUGUCUCUCUUGGCCAGCUUUUACAGUUGAAUAACGUCUGCUCCAGGACUUUAGCUGUAGGCUACCUGGUAUGAAUUAAUAAUAUAUUAUGCAAACUAAUGCACAUUACAGUGAAUGUUGAUCUCAGUAUGUCCCUGCACAAGAUGCUCUCCUAGCGCCCCUAUUUAUUUAUGUGCCACUUAGUUGUAGCCUGUGAACAUAUGCCUUAUGCUGCCCCCACUGAAAGAUUAGUUAGUUGUCAGGCAGAUAUUGCUCGUCCCCAACAAUGGUGUGGUACGGCCAGCCAUCUGUCGCUGUGUGAAUGGAACUGUCAGUUGGUCCGUCUGUAAACCAGGCCUGACUCAUGACUGAGUACUACGAGGAGGGGGGCCUGCUGUACGAGCACUCGCCUCCCAUGCACAUCAAAGUGGAGUCUCCGGAGGGACCCUUCGGAGGGGGCGUCUCAGAGGACGGCUUUCCCAGGGAGGAUGAGGACUCGGAAGGCAGCUGCGACCAAAGCAGUGGGCUGCCUGGUGGACUACCCUUCAACGUGGUGGUGGUGCAUCCGAACAUCAUGACCCCUGGCAUGUCCUCAGAUGACCUAUCCACGGAACAGCACAGAGGUAUUUCCUCUGUGUUGGCAGCAGGGGGUGCAGGCAAGAGGAAGAGUCGUUUUAGCGGUGCAGAGCUGGAGGUGCUGGUUUCUGAGGUGACGCGGUGUGAGGGAGAGCUUUUUGGUCCUGCUGGAAGGCUCCGGCGCAGGGAGAGAGAGAGGAUCUGGGCAGGAAUCCUGGAACGGGUCAACGCUGUGUCCAGAGUCCCUCGCACCCUCCGCGAGGUCAAGAAGCGCUGGGACGACCUGAAGAGACGCAAUGGAGGCAGGCUGGCAGACGCUAGGCACCGAACUUGUUACCUGCCAUCUAAUAGAGGGGCUUCCAUGCUGGGACGGUCAGCUCAGGCAAGCCCCAGGCUUCACCAGGCCAGACAGAAGCAAAGCACCAGAGGGAAGGCCAGUUUCACGUGCUUCACUGAUACAGAACCAGUGGGUGGAGGUGAAGGGUCGGAGAGGGAUGGCUUUGAGAAGGAUGAGGAUAGUGGUGAGCGGGAAGGGGAGGUGGGAGAGGCGGAAUGCGAGGGGGCAGAGAGCAGUAUGGAGGAAAAGCUGGGUUUAGGACUGGGAAUAGGGCCUCCCCCUAACUCGGAACGCUGGCUGCCUCCCUCUCCCCUCUACAGCGCCCCUUUCCUCAAUGGGACCCCUCAGCCUAGUCCCCAGCCCUCACUAGGGGCCCAGCAUGGACCCCUAGAGGCCCCUCCUCGUGGCUCAUGGCUGGAGGACGAGCUCCGCGGCAUGGGGGAGGCAGCUCUGCAGCUAGGGGAUCGGGUGGAGCAGAGUCUUCGGGAGUUUGGGGAGGGAUUCAGACGUGAUAUGAGAACAUUAGUGGUCUCUCAAGAGGUACUGGCAACCAGCCUACAGCAAAACAAUGUUCUCCUGCAAAGGCUGCUGGGAGUCCUAGAGGCACAGCAGCAGCAGCAACAACAACAACCACCACAGCAGCAGCCACAUCAUUCCCAAAAACAAGAGCCACAACAGUCAACGCAGCAACCACAACAGUUACAGCAGCAGAAACCACAGCCUCAACAACCGAUUCAGCAGCAGCAACAACCACAACAGAUUCAACCACAACAGCAACAACUGCUACUACAGCAACCCCAGCUGGUGCAGCAACAACAGAUACAACCGCUACCACAGCAACCGCAACACCCCCAGAGUCCAAGUAAUCAACCAACUUUAGCAGUUGCCCCUGUACCACCACCCCCAGAUAUUCUUGAUGGUACCACCCGUCCAAAUCCACCCGCAGUCAUUAAUGGAAUUGUCCAACGGCCAAGGCGGGGGAGAAUUGUUGAUCAUAGACGAAGAAGAAGGCGUUAGAUAAAGAGAUGUAAAUAAGCUUUGAUGUACUUUAUUUAUUUUCUCUUAUACAAUCUGAUUUGAAAUAAUGGGUCCCUCUAAUUUCAACCAAUGCUGAAAAAGUUGUUUUAUGAGUACAUUUGUUGUGGAAAGUAUUCAGACCCCUUGACCUUUUUCCACAUUUUGUUACGUUACAGCCGUAUUCUAAAAUUGAUUAAAUUAAUGUUUUUCCUCAUCAAUACACUAUAGUGACAAAGUGAAAACAGGUUUUAAUAAAUGUUUACAAUAAUUUACAUAAGUAUUAAGACCCUUUGCUAUGAGACUUGAAAUUGAGAUCAGGUGCAUCCUUUUUCCAUUGAUCAUCCUUGAGAUGUUUCUACAACUUGGGAGUCCACUCUGGUAUAUUAAGGUCCCAGAGUUGACAGUGCAUGUCAGAGCAAAAACCAAGCCAUGAGGUCGAAGGAAUUGUCUGUAGAGCUCCAAGACAGGAUUGUGUCAAGGCACAGAUCUGUGGAAGGGUACUACAAAAAGUCUACAGCAUUGAAGGUCCCCAAGAACACACUGGCCUCUAUCAUUUUUAAAUGGAAGAAGUGGAACAACCAAAAUCUUCCUAGGGCUGGCCUCCAGGCCAAACUGAGCAAUUGGAGAAGGGCCUUGGUCAGGGAGGUGACCAAGAACCCGAUGGUCACUCAGAUAGAGUUCCUCUGUGGAGAUGGGAGAACCUUCCAGAAGGUCAACCAUCUCUGCAGCACUCCACCAAUCAGGCUUUAUUGGUAGAGUGGCCAGACGGAAGCCACUCCUCAGUUAAAGGCACGUGACAGCCUGCUUGGAGUUUGCCAAAAGGCACCUAAAGACUCUCAGACCAUGAGAAACAAGAUUCUCUGAUCUGAUGAAACCAAGGUUGAACUCAUUGGCCUGAAUGCCAAGUGUCACGUCUUGAGGAAACCUGGCACCAUCCCUACUGUGACGCAUGGUGGUGGCAGCAUCAUGCUGUGGGGACGUUUUUCAGCGGCAGGGACAGGGAGCCUAGUCCGAUUGAGAGGAAGACGAACAGAGCAAAGCACAGAGAUCCUUGAUUAAAACCUGCUCCAGAGCACCCAGGAACUCAGAUUGGGACGAAGGUUCACCUUUCAAAAGGACAAUAACCCUAAGCACUCAGCCAAAACAAUGCAGUAGUUGCUUCGGUACAAGUCUGUGAAUAUCCUUGAGUGGCCCAGCCAGAGCCCGGACUUGAACCUGAUCGAACAUCUCUGGAGAGACCGGAAAAUAGCUGUGCAGUAACGCUCCCCAAAUACAGGUGUGCCAAGCUUGUAGCGUCAAACCCAAGAAGACUCGAGGCUGUAAUCGCUGCCAAAGGUGUUUCA